Molecule: messenger RNA, 1292 nt
Organism: Trichoderma citrinoviride
Lineage: Eukaryota; Fungi; Ascomycota; Sordariomycetes; Hypocreales; Hypocreaceae
Exons: 2
Coding region: 72-1292 (406 amino acids)
Source: RefSeq, a predicted model, not a curated record
CUGGUCACGCCAAAGCCACAUCUGAGCUCGACAUAUAUCUAGGCCAGCAGCUGGCUGCAAGGGCCUUCACGAUGCUCGCCAGAGACUUCAAGCGGCUACUGCUUGUCGUGGUCCCUGUGGCCGUUAUCAUCUGCACCAUUGUCAGAUUCUAUCACUCCAGUCCGCUGGACAUCCAGGCGUCCCACCAAGAGAUAUUCUCGGUGUCGACCCUCGAUAGGAAAUAUUUUGCCAUUGACUUUGCCGGGGAGCUCAAUGGGAUGAAUCCCAACAUUAUCCCGCAUCCCACGCUGGCCAGUACGUGGAUUGUGGUGGCACAGCUGGUGCGGAGUGCGGAAGAGCAGAGCGUUUAUUUCACAGAGCUCGUCUGCAACGCCGUCUUCCAAGAUGGCGUCUUGCGGUGCCUUGCGCCUCCCACAGCGCUUCCUGUGGCACCAACGCAGGGCAACAAUUGCAACGGCGACCUGGCCUUCUUUGGCCUCAACGUUGGCCCUCACGAUGCCCGCGUUCUCUACGGACCAGAGAGCCCCUACAUCGUUUACGGGUCGAAUUCACAGUUUACUUGCUUUGGCCAGUUCAUUCAGGACUUCCGCCAGCUCGUCGACUGGGGAGCAGCCCCGGCGACUGGUCCCAUGGAUUUCCUCACAGGCACAGAGCUGCAGCGCCCCCUGCCGUGGGGUGCCGUUGAGAAGAACUGGUUCCCUUUCUGGGAUCCGGACGGGCAGAUGUAUGUCCAUUACGACAUUGCGCCCCAGCGAGUCUUUGCCCGGGCCCAGGCCGAUGGCUCCGUCAGCGUCAACCUAGCGGUGCUCACCGAGGCGGAAGACGAAAAGUGCCUCGCAAAGUACAUGCCCAAAGCCGACAGCCCUCUCGAAUCGGUCCAUCAAGCAAGCAAUUCUCUCAAGAUCACCUUGUGCAAGCGGCCAGACGCCGGCUGCGUGCCGAACAAGGACAACACCUUCAUCUUCACCAUCUGGCAGCACAAGACCUUCUACAACUUCCACGGCGUCUACGAGCCGUACGUCAUGCUCUUCCAGCAGGAGGCGCCCUUUGCCAUACACGCCGUGUCGAGGCGGCCCCUCUGGAUCCACGGCCGGCAGCAGCACUUGGACUUGCUCACCUCGGACAUGUUCUACGUCACGUCGAUUGCGUGGAAGAGCGCCGACCUGCGGUAUCACGGAUACCUGGAUGACGAGCUCUUUAUUGGGUUUGGCAUCGAGGACAGGGCGUCUGGGGCUAUUGAUGUUACGGCAGAGGAGUUGAUGUCGGGACUGGGGCUUUGCAGCGAGGCAUAG